GACCUUGAUCUUCACUCAUUAAUGGCAUUGUCUUUGAAGGUCAAAUUAUUGAAAUUUUCAUUGUUUUGGCAUGUAUCUGACUGUAACUUUGCUAUUAUUGAAGGGAUCAACUUCAUAUUAUAAUAGAACAUUCUUAAGGACCAGACCUUGUUGUUUAUCAAACCCAAAUUUGCUCGGGCUCUUUAAUGACCUUGACCUUGAAGGUUAAAUUACUGAAUUUUCUCAGAUUUGUGCAUUAAAUGACCAUAAUUAUAUAUUUAUUGGUGUGUGUGUGUUUGUGUAUAUAUAUGAGCCGUUCUCCAGGAAAACCUGCCAAAAUGACAUCGAUUAUGACGUUGGGAAUUUCCCGAUAAAUAUGACGUCAUACUUGAAAGCACAUGUGAGUUCAGUGACCUUUAUGUAUCAGUGUUUACAUGAUAAAUUUUGACAUUUUCUGGAUAUUAAAAUGGAUAACGAUAUAGAGGUAUGUUGUAUUUAUAUAUUUUAUCAACUCUGAACCAGGUAUGCCGCACAUUAAUUGUUCAAUUGUUCCCUUAUAGAUGUAUUUUACGCAAGAGUGAAUCAGGAAAAUAUGGCGCGUAAACAAAAUAAUAUAGCGUGAUUGUUGUAACUUAUACCGAGCAACACAGUAAUAAACAUGUAAAGAGUUGAUUGAUUUCGCUCUCACACAUUUCUUGACAUACUCGUUAAGAUUGUUUUUCAGAUGAAAUUAAUGUAUUCGCUAAAUUUGGAAGACAUUUCUGUGUACCCCACCACUACCAGAAUGACAUCGAAUCAAUAUUUCAAAAAUUAUUUAGGACUCCGUAGAUAUAGAUCUCUAUUAUUUAUUUUAAUAAUGUCAAUAUAUUUCAACGAAGAUAAGUUUUAUUAAAAUUUCAGAAAAUUUAGUUGGUUUUGGUUCGGAAUGGGUAUGCUAUUGAUCUAAAUCUGAACGAUUAAGGUUAAAUCACUUAAUUUAUACUGUACUGAACACGAAUGCUGUCAGUGUUUUGCUGGUUCGAUCCUGACGCGCGAACCUUUUUUUUUCUUUUUCUUUUUUUUUAACAAUCAUAUUUUAUAAACUGCUAUGUAGAAUUCUGUGUAAAAUUAAAUUUUUUUAUCAAGCAAAUUAACCUUUAAUUGAAAUAAAAUGCAGUCUGUGUAUGAUUUUUUUGUGGACAAGCAUUUGUAUGUUAAAGGAAAAUUUGUAUUCUGCAGUGACUGAAAUAUUUUUAUUUUAUAUUAGCCCAUUAAUUAGCACAGAAGCUGUAUGUUUUGUCAUAAUUGUCAGUACUCACCUGAUUUAUUUAUCUUACAGGAUUUGGAGAGUUUGCUUUCCGAGCAUUUUGGUGUGACGCCCGUUUCGACACCCUGGGGAUCGCAGGAGGAGGUUGAUGUAUCUACCCUGUGUUUAGACUCGGACGAAGAUGAUCACGAGUUAGAUGUUGAUCGGCGGGUCCAAGACUACAUAGACACGCUUCCAGAUGACACAACAGGGGCUUCUGUUACUAGUGACAGCGAGGGUGAAGCAGAAGUUGAUUGUGAUCUGCCCCAAAAUGACGAAGACGUGAACAGAAUUACCCUUUAUCAUAAGAAUGGUUGUGGGUGCAAGAAAAACUGCAUUAAACAGUUUACUAUUUCUGACAUUUUUGAUCACAUAUUGACUAUUAGGGAAAUGGAAAAGCAAGACAAGGAACUGUAUAUAAUGGCAACAGUAGUAAACAGCCCUCAGAAUGAAUUGACAAAGCGCGGGAAGAAACGUCAGAAAGGUCACCAUGACUUUUCAUUAGUUGGGAAACCAGUGUGUAGGACUGUGUUUAUGUUGACCUUUGAUAUCAAGCGGAGCGCUCUUCAAAAUAUCCUAACACAUGUUGAUCAGCAUGGUGUGGUUCAAAGAAUUCACGGCAACAAAGGGAAAAAACCUGUCAAAUCUUUAAAGUUUGAAGAUAUUAAACAUGCGGUGACAUAUGUUUCCCAAACUGCUGAAGACAUAGGUAUACCACAACCGGCUGCACCACGUGGAUCCGACAACAUGCCACCAGUUUACUUACCAAGUGCUACUACAAAACUUGAUAUUCACAAGAAAUACGAAACAUCGUGCCUUGAAUCUGAACCAACAAAAAGGGCUGUUCAUUAUAAAACUUUCUGCAACAUCUGGAAGCAAUGUUUACCACACAUCAAAAUUGCAUCUCCACGCGACGACGUUUGUGCAACUUGUGAAAAAUUAAGAAAAGUUGUGAUGGAUUCAAGAACCGAGGAUGAAAAAUUGCAGGGCACCGCAAAUCCUAGAGAGCACAUUGUCAACGCACAAAAUGAAAGAGAAGUCUACAACAAAUGCAUUGCAUAUGCUAAAGGUCUGUUUGAGACAGGGGACAGGCGACAUUCUCAUUUCACCUUUGAUUUCAGCCAGAAUUUAUGGCUACCACACCAUUCAAGACAGAUAGGGCCAACUUAUUUUAUGACAUUGCGCAAAGUGCAAUUGUUUGGUGUACGCAAUGACGGAACAUCAACACAAUACAACUUCCUUGUAGACGAGAAUGAGACUAUUGGCCCUGAUGGUACUCAAACUCACGGACCUAACGCUGUUAUCAGUAUGGUGGACUGGGUGAUAGAAAGGGACCACGCGGAGGGACCAACAAUUUCACUACAUGCCGAUAAUUGCCCAGGACAGAAUAAAAACUACUAUAUGCUGGGAUAUUUAAUGUGGCGUGUUCUGUCUGGACGUCAGGAGAAGAUAGAGUAUAUGAUGCAGAUACCUGGUCACGCUCGCUGCCAUGUUGAUGCUGGUUUUGCCCGCAUAAAACAACUUUACCGCAGGACAGACACGGAUGCUCUUGGCCAACUUACGGAAGUUGUAAAUCAGUCAUCAUCUACAAGCCAGUGUAUCCGGUACCCUACAUGGACAUGGCGAGACUGGAAAGGAUUUCUGAAAACGUACUUCAAACCGCUCCAAGGCAUCAGAAAGUAUCAAUAUUUUCGUAUGAGCCGAGAUCAUCCUGGAAUGGUUAAAGAGAGCUGCGAUAAAGCCGAGGAGACGUUCUCCAUCAUGAAAUCAAACAACUUUCAGUUUGAACGGGGACACUUGCCACAAGUACUGCAACCAGGUGGAAUGUCUGCUGCACGACGCAGAUAUCUUUACAGCACAGUUCGGCCCUAUGUGCGACCUAUAUUUCAAGAUGAAACAUGUCCAGGAGAGCCUUAGAAGAACACUUAUGUUACCAUGGCAACGGAUAGAAAAGACAUUAUCUUACUCCUGUUAUGAUGAUUUUUUAUGUUAUUAUCUAAUGGUUUCUGUAAACAAGUAUAAUGAAUAUAUUACAAACUACAUGUAUACCUAGUUGUACUUGUUUCAAUUGCUUAUAAGUUUCAUAUGAGGUAUAUUGAAAUAUUUAUUUCUACAUGAUUAUGUACAUGACAGUGCCUUAUUGCGAAAGGCUGUAUCUCGGGUAACUUUUGAGAUAAUUUCAAAAUUUCUUUUGCAUUCUACAGGAAAA
Messenger RNA from Ruditapes philippinarum (Manila clam), 3473 nucleotides. RefSeq lists its product as uncharacterized. The transcript is spliced from 3 exons. Bases 1250 to 3181 code for a protein of 643 amino acids. The record is from RefSeq and is a predicted model, not a curated record. Lineage: Eukaryota; Metazoa; Mollusca; Bivalvia; Venerida; Veneridae.